Messenger RNA from Elaeis guineensis (African oil palm), 1380 nucleotides. RefSeq names its product cinnamoyl-CoA reductase 1. Gene Ontology annotation, molecular function: oxidoreductase activity, acting on the CH-OH group of donors, NAD or NADP as acceptor. Lineage: Eukaryota; Viridiplantae; Streptophyta; Magnoliopsida; Arecales; Arecaceae. The record is from RefSeq and is a predicted model, not a curated record.
CGUUCGCCCUUUCAAUGCUCUUCCCACCGUCCCUCCCUUGUUCUUACUCCUUUGACAUCCAAAUUCCCCCUUCCUAACUCUUCUCCAACCCUUAAUUACCUCCUCCUCUUCUAUUCCUUGCUCUCUCUCUCUCUCUCAAGUUCUCAAGAAUGGCACCAGUUUCCUUCCACCAUAACUUGAAGACCGUCUGCGUGAUGGAUGCGUCGGGCCGGCUCGGCGUGUCACUAGUCCAGAGGCUACUACAGAGAGGAUACAUCGUCCAUGCCGCUACUUACAAUCAUGUUGGUGCGCCAGGUGGUGAACUGCAUGGCUUGAAGGGGUUGUCAUGCGAGAAAGAGCGGCUUAAGCUGUUCCGAACGGACCCCUUCGACUACCAAAGCCUCGUCGACGCCAUGAAAGGAUGUGCCGGCCUUUUCUAUACCUUUGAGCCUCCCCAAGAUCAAAACUACGAUGAAUUCAUGGCGGAGGUGGAGGUGAGAGCUGCACAUAAUGUGUUGGAAGCAUGCGCUCAAACGGAGUCCAUGGAGAGGGUGGUUUUCACAUCAUCGGUGGCUGCAGUUAUAUGGAAAGAAAAUCGCAAAUUAGACACAGAUUUUGAUGAGAGGGAUUGGAGUGAGCUCAAUUUUUGUCGAAAAUUGAAGCUGUGGCACGCGCUGGCGAAGACGCUAGCGGAGAAGACGGCGUGGGCGCUGGCGAUGGACCGAGGCGUGGACAUGGCGUCGGUCAACGCCGGUCUGGUGGUGGGGCCGGACACCUCGCUGGCCAGCCCUUACCUCAAAGGCGCGCCGGAGAUGUACGAGGACGGCGUCCUUGUCACCGUCGACGUCAACUUCCUCGCCGACGCUCACAUCGCCGUCUUCGAGACCCCCUCCGCCUACGGCCGUUACCUCUGCUUCAACCGCGCCGUCUGCCGCCCCGAAGACGCCGUCAAGCUCGCCCGGAUGCUCUCCCCCUCCUCCCCUUGCCCUCUCCCGAGUGAUGAGUUGAGGGUGAUCCAGCAGCGGAUCCAGAACAAGAAGCUGAGCAAGGUGAUGGUGGAAUUCGCCGCUGGGACGCACCUGGACGGAUAGCAAUGGCCAUUUUGAAGAUAGGAGAUAUUAAAACGUUAAUAAGUUCUUUUAUUAUUGUCUAUGAUUAAGGAAAAGAAGAUAUCGAAAAGAGAGAGCUGGGAGGAAGGAUGUGGUAUGAGACUUGAUUUGAUCCCAUGACCCAGUGCAUGGCAAAUGGCCAACAAGAUGGACGCCUGUAUUUACUGGCUCGUGAAAAAGCAGCAAAGCUUCCAACAAGUGGCUCCUCUCUGGAUGUUGGUGUCCCUAUCCUAAGUUUCCAGAUAUAAUUCAAUUUCUGGUACAACAUGAAUUAGAGGACAUUAAAUGGAUU